CCACUUCCUCUACCGCUAGGGUUUUUCUUCACUUCCUCUCCAGAGAGCACAGCUGAAACCCUAACCAUGGCGGCCGCUGUUCCAGCAAAGGAGUCCGUUCAGUGCUUCGGUCGCAAGAAGACCGCCGUGGCCGUCACCUACUGCAAGCGCGGCCGUGGCCUCAUCAAGAUCAACGGCUGCCCAAUCGAGCUCGUCGAGCCGGAGAUCCUCCGGUUCAAGGCCUACGAGCCCAUCCUCCUCCUCGGACGACACCGUUUCGCCGACGUCGACAUGCGCAUCCGUGUGAAGGGCGGAGGCCACACUUCUCAGAUCUACGCCAUCCGUCAGAGCAUCGCGAAGGCCCUGGUGGCUUUCUACCAGAAGUACGUGGAUGAGCAGAGCAAGAAGGAGAUUAAGGACAUUCUGGUCAGGUACGACAGGACUCUCCUCGUCGCUGAUCCCAGGCGCUGCGAGCCCAAGAAGUUCGGUGGCCGUGGUGCUCGUGCCAGGUUCCAGAAGUCUUACCGUUGAUUUUGGGGGGGGGGGGCGUUUUGGGGAAGCCCGCAGGUUUUUGCUAUGCUUAUGCUUUUAAGCUUUACGUUUUUGGUUUUCGAGAACUUGGAUUUGAUGCCAAUGGAGACUUUGUAGUUGUUUUAGUAUGAUGGAAUUUGAAAUGGUACCUUGUUUUUAUUAAGUAAUGAAUGGUUUAGUUAAUUUGUUAA
This is a messenger RNA of Rosa rugosa (rugosa rose), 701 nucleotides long. Its product is annotated as small ribosomal subunit protein uS9. Gene Ontology annotation, molecular function: RNA binding; structural constituent of ribosome. Gene Ontology annotation, cellular component: ribosome; cytosolic small ribosomal subunit. Gene Ontology annotation, biological process: translation; maturation of SSU-rRNA from tricistronic rRNA transcript (SSU-rRNA, 5.8S rRNA, LSU-rRNA). The record is from RefSeq and is a predicted model, not a curated record. The transcript has a single exon. Bases 67 to 510 code for a protein of 147 amino acids. NCBI's taxonomy places the organism in Eukaryota, Viridiplantae, Streptophyta, Magnoliopsida, Rosales, Rosaceae.